UGUUUCGGACAAGGCUGAGCCAGGUAUUUCAAACAAAGGGCAGCCAAUUACUAACUUCUGGUUGCUAGGUGUGGCCCCCUUUCAAACUAUAAAAUCAGAAGCACAAUGCUUCACUUCUAGUGGGAAACGUUCAGAAGAGAACCUCUCUUGAGUGCUUGGAAGGGGGAAAAAGGAUACUUCUUUAAAAAUGGCAAUGGUAUCAGAAUUCCUCAAACAGGCCUGGUUUAUUGAAAAUGAAGAGCAGGAAUACAUUAAAACUGUGAAAGGAUCCAAAGGCGGUCCUGGGUCAGCAGUGAGCCCCUAUCCUAGCUUCAAUCCAUCCUCGGAUGUUGCUGCCUUGCAUAACGCUAUAACAGUUAAAGGUGUGGAUGAAGCAACCAUCAUUGACAUUCUAACUAAGAGGAACAAUGCACAGCGUCAGCAGAUCAAAGCGGCCUAUCUCCAGGAAAAAGGGAAGCCCCUGGAUGAAGCUCUGAAGAAAGCCCUUUCUGGUCACCUCGAGGAGGUGGUUUUGGCUCUAUUAAAAACUCCAGCCCAGUUUGAUGCUGAUGAACUUCGUGCUGCCAUGAAGGGCCUUGGAACUGAUGAAGACACUCUGGAUGAAAUUUUGGUAUCGAGAACUAACAAAGAAAUCAGAGAAAUUAACAGAGUCUACAGAGAGGAACUGAAGAGAGAUCUAGCUAAAGAUAUCACCUCAGACACAUCUGGAGAUUAUCGGAACGCUCUGCUUUCCCUGGCUAAGGGUGACCGAUCUGAGGAUUUUGGCUUGAAUGACGACUUGGCUGAUUCAGAUGCUAGGGCUUUAUAUGAAGCAGGAGAAAGGAGAAGGGGGACAGAUGUGAAUGUGUUCAUUACCAUCCUUACCACCAGAACCUACCCCCAUCUUCGCCAAGUGUUUCAGAAGUACAGCAAGUACAGUAAGCACGACAUGAACAAAGUUCUGGACCUGGAAAUGAAAGGUGACAUUGAGAAGUGCCUCACGGCUAUCGUGAAGUGUGCCACGAGCAAACCGAUGUUCUUUGCCGAGAAGCUUCAUCAGGCCAUGAAGGGUUCUGGAACUCGUCAUAAGACAUUGAUCAGAAUUAUGGUUUCCCGUUCUGAAAUUGACAUGAAUGACAUCAAAGCAUGCUACCAGAAGUUGUAUGGUGUCUCUCUCUGCCAAGCCAUCCUGGACGAAACCAAGGGAGAUUAUGAAAAAAUCCUGGUGGCUCUCUGUGGAGACUAACAUUCCUUUGAUGAUUGCAAGUUUCUUGAUCAGAAGACUUUUAAUCAUAUCUUUUCAUUCCAUAUCAUAGACUUACACAGGAAAGUUUUCUCAGCAGGAUUACAGUCUAGCUAAAUGCUUUUUGAAAAAUAUAGCCUAUAAAUCAUUUUUAUAUCACAACUCCAUAAAAUAGAAGUUUUUUUAAAACUAUUAUUUAUCCCAGACUAUAAAAGCCUCAUAAACAGGCUGUUCUCAGGGCGCCUGGGUGGCUCAGUCGUUAAGCGUCUGCCUUUGGCUCAGGUCAUGAUCCCAGGGUCCUGGGAUCGAGUCCCGCAUCGGGCUCCCUGCUCGGCAGGGAGUCUGCUUCUCCCUCUGACCCUCCUCCCUCUCAUGCUCUCUGUCUCUCAUUCUCUCUCUCGCAAAUAAAUAAAAUCUUUAAAAAAAAAUAAAAAUAAAUAAAUAAAUAAAUAAAAACAAAAA
Mirounga angustirostris (Northern elephant seal) is the source of this 1684-nucleotide messenger RNA. It is a transcript of the gene ANXA1, whose product is annotated as annexin A1. Bases 188 to 1225 code for a protein of 345 amino acids. Gene Ontology annotation, cellular component: cytoplasm; plasma membrane. Gene Ontology annotation, molecular function: phospholipase A2 inhibitor activity; cadherin binding involved in cell-cell adhesion; calcium ion binding. NCBI's taxonomy places the organism in Eukaryota, Metazoa, Chordata, Mammalia, Carnivora, Phocidae. The record is from RefSeq and is a predicted model, not a curated record. The transcript is spliced from 13 exons. Gene Ontology annotation, biological process: gliogenesis; positive regulation of T cell proliferation; regulation of leukocyte migration.